AUGUCGACCAAAGACAUCCGAUUGCGCCUCACCGUCCGGCGACACGGCGUGCCGGAAAUCAAGCUCCUCUGGCCGUGUGCUUGCUCUGCGGACACGACCAUUGCCAAGCUGCUCGCCCAGGUCAACGAAGUGGUGCCGCUCGAGAGCAGCGACUGGGGACUAGAGGACUAUGCGGUCGAGCUUUCAGAUGACAGUGGCGGAAGCUACGAGUGUCUGCAUUUCCAGCGGGUCUCGCAGAUUUUGAAGGACGAAGAUCAUGUCAUAAUCCGGUCCCUUUUGACAGAUGAUAUUAGAAGACGCCGGCUCAGCGGACGCCAUCAGAUUUCAACAGACGGCAAGCACCUUGUCGAUGGACUGGCGUUCGGGCGACCAUGGCUGCGAACACCGUGCGACCGGCCGGCCUUUGAGCUGCCGCCUCGUAAAAAGGCGCGAAUCGACCGGGCGCCGGAGCAAUUGCUUUUGGAGGGCCCGCCUGGAUGCGUUGGAGCGCACGGCGGGCGUUUACAAUCCAUCUGCCUCGAUGAUGGUGAAAAUCCCGACAUGUCGGGGAACGAAGACGGCGAAUUCGAACCUGGUCAGGACAUUGAAUCUGAGAGCGAGAGCGUGUCUGGGGAUAGUGAAGGCGAUGCCGACGUCGACUAUUCGCCCAGAGCGCUGGCCGAGGAGGUCCGGCUUCUUGGCGAGGACGAAGACCGCAGCGGCAAUUGCCAGCCGGCUUUGAUCGAGCCCACGUUGGAGCAACUAGGCGUACUUCGGAUGGCAUUCCCCCUGUUAUCCUUUUCGACCAUUGAGAAGGAGCUUUUUCUACAGAAGCAAGACUUGAGAAGGACAUAUGAUGCGCUGCGACGAUCGACUGCGCCGAGCCUUAGUUUCGACGACAUGAUGGAUCGCAUGGUGACGGGGCUCUUGGGGCAGCAUGAGUCCUCGCCCGUGCCUCCAGCCGUGCCCUCCUUGCUUGGUCAGCCACGCCCAGCUUCAAAGCCUCUCAUUGAGGAAGUAGCAAGCGAGGGCUCAGCAACGUCAUCUUCAGGGUCAAGCUGCGACAGCACGUCCGACUCUGGCUCUGACGACUCUGACGAAAGACGCUCCAGCUACGCCCAAGACACGAGUAACUCUCCAGGUGACAGCUCGGACAGCGACGGUGACGAGUCAUACGAUGACAGUUCAAGUGAUGCUGACGUGUCCGAGUCCGAGUCCGAGUCCGAACACGAGUCUAAGCCCGUGCGAGAGAUUUCGAGGCCCACGACGGCGUUGGUCAAAAGUGAGGGAUCUGCACCUCAUCAGGGCCUCUCGAGAACACAAAAACGCAAUGCUCGACGGAAGCGGGCCAAGCUGAUAAGGCAGCAAGAAGAAACACCAACGCCGAGCCCGGAGGAUGCAGAGCUUCUAGCCCGGAAGGAGGCCUUGUUGGGCGCCCUGUCCGAGAAUACCAUCCCCGUAGAGACGGCAAGUGAGCCAACCCUGGCCAACGGCGAGGUGACAACACAGACGCCAGACAAACCUCACAAUGUGGCGUCGCCGACGAGUAAAGAUUCAUCGGGACGACGUGCUCGGGUGGACAUGGGGGCGGGGAGAAGAAUGCUGUUUGGGGCGUUGGGCCUCAAGACCCCCAAGUCCAAGGCAGACGAAGAGCGUAUCAGGGAAGGCCUCAUGAAGGAUGCCAAGGGUGUGAAUAAAGCCAGGAUUGUCCAGGUCGUCGAUGACAAGGACGUCAAGGACGUCCAGGUAGCCAGCGAGGAGGCCGCGGACGCUGACGCAUGGAAGUCGAAGAUGACGUAUCGGGCGGUGGAAUGCUGUCACCAAGGCAUGGUUUUGUCGGAGCCCCCGUUCCCCUUUGUCCAGCGGUGGGAUCCCCAACAACAAUAUGGAUCUAUGCGGAAGCGGAAGAGAGAAGCUCAAUGCUACGGUGACGGUGCUUGUGUUUACGAAACGUCGGGCGCGACUGGGCACGACGAAGACGCAGACGCAGACGCAGACGAAGACGCAGACGCAGAGACUACCGACACCAACGGCAGCUCAAAGAAGAGACGGUCGACGACAAGUCGAGACCUGUUUGGCAACCAUGUGAAUGGGGAAGCGACUACCAAUGGCGACGCCGGCGACAAUUAUGCGCCGGUUGAAAAGGAUUUACCAGCCUUACCCGAAGACGUGAGCAGUCUUGCCACGCUGGAGAAGGGCAGCGCGAGGGCAGGCAUGGUGAUUACAUGGAAGCGAUGUAUCAUGUCCAAGGCAACGCAGUGGCAGCCCGUGAUUGCGUCUGUCACGGGGGAGGUUCUCCCCGGUGGAACCGAGUCCAGACUGGAUGUACGGCUGGCACUUAGGGACCGAGAGCACAACCACAAGGUCUACGACGACAAGGGUCAGAGGGUCUAUGACAGGUUCGAGAUGCCUGGUUUUGAAGAGGACGGGGAAGCGGCGCCGGAUGAUGGGCUUCGGACUAUUCUCUGGGACGAGAUGAUUGAGCCCAAGAUACUGCAGGGCACAUUGCCGCCGCCGACGAAUGGAAGCGAGGGAUGA
Metarhizium album ARSEF 1941 is the source of this 2517-nucleotide messenger RNA. RefSeq lists its product as uncharacterized. The transcript has 2 exons. The record is from RefSeq and is a predicted model, not a curated record. Bases 1 to 2517 code for a protein of 838 amino acids. NCBI's taxonomy places the organism in Eukaryota, Fungi, Ascomycota, Sordariomycetes, Hypocreales, Clavicipitaceae.